CAAGCCAGCCAGCCAGCCGGCCGGCUGCAAGCUUCCCAAAGGAAGGCGUUGGACAAGCGAACAUAUCAAGACAGUUUCCCCACCAUGGCUCAGCAGCACAGCCUGCCCCACGCCUACCCCAUGAGCCCCGAAUGCGAGUUCGCCAACCCCAGCAAGAUUUACGACCAGAAUUUUGGAGAAGGCCUUUCCCCUGGAGAUAUUCUGGCACCAACUUUGUACCACGGUUACUAUAUCAGGCCCCGGAUCAACAAACAGCUGGAACGAGGGAUUUCAGAGGUCACCCUCAAUGAACACAAAUUCCAGGUUUUCCUUGACGUCUGCCAGUUCACCCCCGAUGAAAUCGCUGUCCGCACCGUGGACAACCUCCUGGAGGUGACGGCCCAGCAUCCUCAGAAGGUCGACCGACAUGGAUUCAUCUCCCGUGAAUUCACUCGGACCUACAUCCUUCCCUUGGAUGUCGAUCCUUUGUCGGUCAAAGCCACCGUGACCCACGAUGGCAUCCUGAGCGUUGAGGUCCGGCGGACGGGGAAGCAACUGAAGGCCAAAGUCAACGAGGUGGAAGUCACCUGCCAAGGACAACCUGAAAGGAAAGAAGGAGGUUCAGGAGAGAUCUCAGAUCCCUAAAACAUCCUUCUAGGAUGACCUAAUUUUGGUCAGUUUGAGUAGGUGAGUCUGGAAGUGGUCUGAAAAAGGUCAUGUCCAGUUGGUCUCCUUGGCCUCUUCUUCUCCUCCUCCUCCCCAAAUAUCUAGGGCUUUCAUUCCAAGAAGCUUCUCCCACCAGGUCUUCAGAGCUACAGCUUAUCUUUCCAGAUGUCUUCCAACCCUUCUUUCAUCGAAAUAUAAUUCCCAGGAUUAGGAUGGAAGACAGUAAAGGCCACUGCACCAGUUUGAAACCUGUGAUAUGGGUAAACCGGAUUCCUUUUCGGGUUUUUUUUUUUCAUUUUGAAGGGGUUCCAUAAUUCCUACCAUUUUUUUCUGCCAAUGGGCUAGGCUGAUGGGAGUUGUGAUCCAAAGCAUUUGGAAGACCAGUAGAUUGGAGAAGAUGGCUCUCACAAUGUCGCUGGCGUUAAGACAGUCUCAAAAUGAUUAAACCUUACUUUCUUUACCAAAGAAUUAAUCAGCCACCUUGUUAGUUUAACUACCCUUCGUAAUUCCUUCCAUUUUCAAAUGAUCGGCCCUUUUUAUUUCGGAAUUCUGUAAAGCUUUAUUUACCACCCUUUCUUUUGUUCUUAGCUUCUUUUACUUAUCCGUUGAUGAUUAAAUGAGAUUUUAAAAUAAUAAAUAAAUAAAGCAAAGAGCCUGC
Messenger RNA from Pantherophis guttatus, 1303 nucleotides. The record is from RefSeq and is a predicted model, not a curated record. Lineage: Eukaryota; Metazoa; Chordata; Lepidosauria; Squamata; Colubridae.